AAAAAAAAAUAUAAAAGAAAAAACCGACCAGGCCUAUUAAUGACACACAAAAAGAUAAGUUCACAGGUAAUACGCGAUGAAUCGAGUGAUACGUCAGAAAAAGAUGUGAUGAGCGUGUCACAACGCGUACGUGACGAUGAUUCAAGUACGGAGUCAGCGGUGAGCAUAUCGCUGAAUAGCGAGGAACAAAACCGUAAAGAGCCGGAGAAAGACAUUGAAGUACGCCGCAUACCGCCUGAAAAGGACUUGCGAUCGUGUCGGCUGGUGGCAAACGCGAACAGGCCGCACGAGUCGCCGCCCAUAAUAUGUGCAGAUGUGCAGCGCAAUUCGAUGUGGGAGGCUGUUUACGUGCCUGUUGACUGUGAAGAAGCGAACAAUGCAAAAAAGUCACCACCAAUUCUGCAGAAGAAGCCGAAGAGGAUCGGCACUACGGUACUUGAAAAGAUUAGUGUUGUGCCGCAGAUCGUGCCGGCAAAGGACACAAUCUGCAACAUAUGUUUCGAGAAGAUUACUGGCAAGAUCUACAAUCUCAAAUGCAAGCAUGUUUUCCAUAUGGAUUGCAUUUUUAGGUGGAUCUAUACGUGCAAUUUGUGCCCGCUGUGCAAGUGUCCCAUCCUUCUGGGCAUUUAUAACGGACGUAAAUAAAAGCAUUUGUUUAGAAA
Molecule: messenger RNA, 662 nt
Organism: Vavraia culicis subsp. floridensis
Lineage: Eukaryota; Fungi; Microsporidia; Pleistophoridae
Exons: 1
Coding region: 40-645 (201 amino acids)
Biological process (GO): ubiquitin-dependent protein catabolic process
Molecular function (GO): ubiquitin protein ligase activity
Source: RefSeq, a predicted model, not a curated record